AUGGAGGCCGACGAGGCUCAACUUUACGGAUUCCAGACUCCUCAGCAGAGCAACUCCUUCAAGCGACCCCGUCGCAGUCUACAAAGCACCACUCCCUUGAGCAGCGUGACCGAGAGCGUUACUUCCUCCCCUCGACACUCUGGCCAGAACCAGUUUGCACCUCAGCUCUUUGACCACGUCAAUGCGCUGAAGCACCUUGACGACCAGCAAAUCCUCCAGCUACUAUCUGUUGCGCGCAAUGGAGAUGGCAUGCGUCGUUCGGCCGCAGACAGGUCGUCUAUGUCGACUGUCGGAAGCCGCGCGUCCUCAUACUUGAGCGUUCCCUCCAGCAGAGUGCCCAGUAUGAUGUCCGACCCGCGCUCGUCCAUCGCAUCUACCGACUCCUCUUUCACACACUACAGCGCUGCAUCCUCACGCCUUUCUACCGCAUCUUCAAACCGACUUUCUACAAUAUCCACCGCAUCGACACCUGCGCCCAAGAACUUUGCCUGCACAUUCUGCGACAAGGCGCUCAAGUCGAAGCCGUACUGGAAGUCGCACGAAGAAGAGUUUCACGAGCAGCGACUCACAUGGCGAUGUCCCGACUGCGAACAGAUCUUCCAUGCUGGCAAGCGCUUCCGUGAGCAUCAUACCAAGUUACAUGGCUGUGAGCACUGCAAGCAACCUAGGGAGAGCGGACAACCCACUAGCAGGAAAGCAUCGCCAUGCGUCAAGAAGUACGAGAUCGUCAUGCACGACAAGGACGCGUGGGGUUGUGGCUUCUGUGCUUCUCUUUUGACCACUUGGGAGGAACGAUGCGAGCACAUUGCGCUUCAUUUUGAAGAGAAGGGUGCAUCCAAGUGGAACUUCACGAAUGUUGUCCUUGGUCUCUUGAAGCAACCGGAAGUCGCCAACGCGUGGAACCAGAUGAUGCUCGAUCGUCAUGGAGACGAACAGAACUGGCCGUCGCUGUCAUGGGAGUCUAAGAAGUGCAACCGUUUACGGUACAAGCUCGAAACUAAGUGGGACACCCGCUCCUACGAUAUCGAGAAGCUGGUGCAGGACACUUAUGACUUGGCGGAGAUCGAGGUCAAGGACGUUGUCGAACCCACAACGGAGGUCACCCCCGAAGCCACAGAGUCUGUCGACAACAGUCAAGGCGAGAUGGUGGAGUUCAAGCUAGAAGCGUCUGACUUCGGCACUGACAACAGGCUCCACAGCUCCCACGGGCUACCGUCCGACCAUAUGAUGAUGGAUAUCGAUGCAGUGGAGCCUCCGCAGCCGAUGCAUCACCAGGACAUGCAGCCAUCUCAAUGGCCUGUCAGCACCGAUAUGUCUCAUUCCAUGAGUGCGGCUACUUCGAUGGGCGGUUUCGACGCUUUCGGUACCACCAUGACUUCGAUGCCAACGGAUUUCUCGCAACCCAUGGCGCAGAGCUUCCAGCCACAGCAACAAAACUGGUCAAAUGCCGGCUUUGCAUCGACGCCUGACCUACUGAACUACCAACAACCAGCGCAGUACAUGGACUACCAGCAGCCCAAAGAGAUCGUCUCUGUACCCACGUCGCAGUACGCCAACUUCGCGCACUACCCUCGCCAGAGUCUCCCGCCCAAUUUCCUGCAGCAGCAACAGCAACAACAGUCACCUAGCACCCCGACUUCGCGUCGAUACGUUCCCAAACUAAUUAACAUCUCGAACAAUUCGAGCCACCGUGGCGUGCAAUUGGAACAAGCGCCACCCCCACCUCCUAAAGACGAACACCAGAACCGCUUCUCCCGGCUCAUCAUGAGACGACGACCCAGCAACAUUUCCCAACAUAGCAUGGUCUCGCACCGUGACAUGGGCGGCACAUGGGGCGAUGUCGACAACUGGGGGUGA
Alternaria burnsii is the source of this 1857-nucleotide messenger RNA. RefSeq lists its product as uncharacterized. Bases 1 to 1857 code for a protein of 618 amino acids. Gene Ontology annotation, cellular component: chromatin. NCBI's taxonomy places the organism in Eukaryota, Fungi, Ascomycota, Dothideomycetes, Pleosporales, Pleosporaceae. Gene Ontology annotation, biological process: regulation of transcription by RNA polymerase II. The transcript is spliced from 3 exons. Gene Ontology annotation, molecular function: DNA-binding transcription factor activity, RNA polymerase II-specific; RNA polymerase II cis-regulatory region sequence-specific DNA binding. The record is from RefSeq and is a predicted model, not a curated record.